Yamadazyma jaroonii is the source of this 1509-nucleotide messenger RNA. The record is from the annotation of a GenBank genome assembly. Lineage: Eukaryota; Fungi; Ascomycota; Pichiomycetes; Serinales; Debaryomycetaceae.
AUGAGUUCUGAAACAGGAUUGACCGGUGUUGGUACUGGUGGUAAUGUAUUUGAUGUUGAUUUUAACGAACAAUUCGACAAAGCAGAUAUGACUUGGGUAUCAGUUGCUGGUAUUCUUGUUUGGAUUAUGAUUCCUGGAGUUGGUUUAUUAUACUCUGGUAUUUCAAGAAAGAAACAUGCUUUAUCAUUAUUAUGGGCUUCAAUUAUGGCUUGUUGUUUAUGUACUUUCCAUUGGUUCUUUUGGGGUUAUUCUUUAGUUUUCAGUCAUGGUGGUAAUGAAUCUGUAUUCUUAGGUACUUUAGAUAACUUCUGUUUGAAAGGUGUUUACGGAGCUCCAGCUGUUGCUUCAACUCUUCCAGAUAUUUUAUUCUGUUUUUACCAAGGUAUGUUCGCUGCUGUUACUGGUAUUUUAAUGGUUGGUGCUGGUUGUGAAAGAGCUAGAUUAGGUCCAAUGAUGAUUUUCUUAUUCAUUUGGCUUACUGUCGUUUACUGUCCAAUUGCUUAUUGGACUUGGGGUACUAAUGGUUGGUUAGCUAACUUAGGUGCUUACGAUUAUGCUGGUGGUGGUCCAGUCCAUGAAAAUUCUGGUUUCGCUGCUUUAGCUUAUUCUUUAGUUUUAGGUAAAAGACAUGAUCCUGUUGCUACCGGUAAAGUUCCAAAAUAUAAACCUCAUUCAGUUACUUCAAUUGUUUUAGGCACUGUUUUCCUUUGGUUUGGAUGGUUCGGUUUCAAUGGUGGUUCAACUGGUAAUGCUACCGUUAGAGCUUGGUAUGCUAAUGUUAACACCAAUAUUGCUGCUGCUUCAGGUGGUUUAACUUGGAUGUUUGUUGAUUGGUUCAGAACUGGUGGUAAAUGGUCUACUACUGGUUUAUGUUUAGGUGCUAUUGCUGGUUUAGUCGGUAUUACCCCAGCUGCUGGUUUUGUUCCAGUUUACUUCUCAGUCGCUUUCGGUAUUGUUCCAGGUAUCGUUUGUAACUUUGCUGUUGACUUAAAAGAUAUCUUACACAUUGAUGAUGGUAUGGAUGUCUUUGCUUUACACGGUAUUGGUGGUUUCUUAGGUAGUUUAAUGACUGGUUUAUUCGCCGCUGAUUAUGUUGCAGCUGGUGAUGGUUCAGUUGCUGCUGACCCAGAAGCUAAAAUUGCUGGUGGUUGGGUUAACCACCAUUGGAAACAAUUAGGUUACCAAUUUGCUGAAGCUACUUCAAUUGGUGCUUAUUCAUUCGUUGUAACUGCUAUUAUCUUAUUCGCUAUGGAUAAAGUUCCAAAAUUAAGAAUCAGAUUACAUGAAGAUGAAGAAUUAAUGGGUACUGAUGCCGCUCAAAUUGGUGAAUUCGCUUACCACGAUGAAGAUGAAGAAUCUAAAGAUCACCAACCAUACUUAAUUGAACCAAUCAGAUCCACUGAUGCUAGAUUGGCUAAAUUAAAAGCUCAACAAAGUGGUACUGAAGAACUCGAAGGUACUUCACCAAAAGAAGUUAGUGAUAAUGAUAGUAAAUCAAAAGACCAAUAA